GUUAGGACAUGGACUAAAUUCUUGGCUAGGCUUGUAAGGGCCUCAGGGCCAAUAUCCCAGUAACGUCCUAUGAACUUCCUAUAUUGCAAUAUUAUAAGUUCUUACAUUUAUAGAGCUUUCCUUCCUCAGGCCUUCACUGAAAAUGUCGGAAACUUUCCAGCUUAACUUUCUCCGUAACAAACGCCAAUAACUAAUACCAAUAACCGUGUGAGUGUGUGGGGGCGCACCUCAGACUGCUCAGAUAACAAACGCGAAGCUUUUUCCAAGCACACCUCUCAAUUGCCUCUUAUUCUUGCCAUUUCCCUUACAAAAACGUUAAAUUCCUGGUAAAUCUUUAAGGAUUAGAAUGAGCAGCUAGUGCAAGCCAUUAGUGUUACAAACUUUGUAUUAUUCAGAAAAUACGUGCGAAUAGAAAACUCUUUGUUCUAUCAACCGUUAAGUGAAUUUAUCAUAGACCUCAACAGUCCAGAUUGUAGUAAAUCAGAAAGGACUGAUUUCACUAAGUAACGACAAAUCAUUUAAGUUUCAGAGUCCUUCAGAAAAUGCAGGGUAACAGCAAACCUUUUAUUCUAUCAACUUUAAGUUUAUACUCCUACUUUUGGACCUCCUCCGCCCCCCCCCCCCCCCUGUUAUUUUUGGCUUUGUCCAGAUUGUUUGCGCUAUUUUUUAACUCUACUCCAGAUUCUUCAGCAAAGAAACUAAAAGCUGCAUACUCUGUGUAACUUCCCAGUUGUCAUCAAGCAAAGUCUGUUGCCGAGUCAGUAACCGCAGAAGUUUGCCCAGUCAUUUAGGAAAAUACCAACCCAACACUUCCUCCAACUACAUGACAAAGCAGUAAGUUUAAAAGGAAAGCGGCGUCUACGUAAUCCUAAAAAAUUACAAAACUCCUAGAGCAUGUAAUAACCAACCGGAAGAAAAUUCUUCAAAGAAUGUUAUUCCAAAGCCCCAACACCAACACAGAUUAUUUAUUAAAAAAAAAACGCUUUAAGACUCUCCCACUGCUUUGGUAAUUGGCUGCUGGACAACAAACGGGCAUCGAUGUGAAUGGGGAUUGGCUAAAACUAAGGAAGUAAUAGGCGGGUACUGGUUUAGAGUUUGCGCACAAAGAUGACAGCCGGUGGAACCAGAAAACGCGUACCGGCUUGGAUGUAUUUUCUCCCUUUUCGUUGUGAUGGUCUGAAGUCAGUUAAUGUUCAUCACAUAAAGUUGCAAUACCAGCUCUUUACUGUAAAUCACCAAUCCGAAUUUUGAAGUGUAAUGGCUGUCUCUAAGUGUGUAAAGCUUACUGGGGCCCUGACCCAGGAGUUGCUGAAAUCUGUGGACAAUGUCUUAUUUGACUGUGAUGGUGUACUAUGGCAUGGAGAUUCGGCCAUUGCCGGGGCGUCAGAGGUCGUUAAACUGUUAAGGAAGAAAAACAAGCGGGUAUUUUUCGUGACAAACAACAGCACUAAGACUCAGGAAUUAUACGCACAGAAGCUUUGUAAAAUGGGGUUUGAGGCUGUGAAGGAGGAGGUGUUUGGCACGGCACACUGUACCGCUUUGUAUCUCAAGCAGGUCGCCUGCUUUAACGGUGGGAAAGUUUACCUGAUCGGUGGAAAAGCACUGAGUGAAGAAUUGGACAAGGUUGGCAUCUCAUAUGUUGGUCCUGGUCCUGACCCUGUCUUUGGUGGAAUGAGCGACUGGGCUUCUGUUCCUUUGGAUCCAGAUGUGAAGGCCGUUGUGGUGGGCUUCGAUGAACAUUUCAGUUACCUUAAGCUAACCAAAGCCCUGUGUUACCUGAAGGAUCCCGGCUGUUUGUUUAUUGGCACCAACACAGACACAAAGUUGCCCCUGGAAGGAGGACGAGCUGUCCCAGGAACUGGCUGUCUUAUACGAGCUGUGGAAACUGCCGUGAACCGCAAAGCCAUCAUUAUUGGAAAGCCAAGCAAAUUUAUUUAUGACUGUGUAGUUAGUAAGUAUGGAGUAGAUCCAGCACGUACAGUGAUGGUUGGGGAUCGCUUAGACACGGACAUUCUUCUAGGUUCAAACUGCAAUCUUAAGACAGUUCUGACACUCACUGGUGUCACUAGCCUUGUCGAAGCACAGUCUUGUGCUGCAAGUAACUGUCCUGAGGAGAGAAGGUUGGCUCCCGAUUUCUACAUUGAUACCAUUGGUGAUCUGUUACCAGCACUUCAGGGUUAAAAUAGACCUCCAUUAAGACUUGUUUUGAGUGCUUUAAUAAGUGAAAUUGUAUUUCUUCUUCACAUUUACACACAUUAAGAAGAAGGGGCAUUAUAUGUAAUGCUGUGUGUGCAAUCACAUCUCUCUCUUUCUCCAGUAUUGUGAACAGGUGCCGAGAAUGGGAGUGAGAACGGUUGAAAUUUUAAAUACACAUGAUUAUAAUACUAACUAGGCCUUCUGCCAUUUUGUAUGUCAAAACCUUACUGCAUUUAAGAACUCAACAUAAUUAUUUAUUAAUUUGAUCAUUCUGUUUGCAUAUCCUUUUUAAUUCGGUUGUAAUGGUAAUUUGUUUAAUAGUCAUUCUGUUUACAUUUUUUCUUCAGACAUUGCAGAAUUGUAAUGAUCUUUGAACUAGUGUCUUU
Messenger RNA from Protopterus annectens (West African lungfish), 2582 nucleotides. RefSeq names its product phosphoglycolate phosphatase (gene PGP). NCBI's taxonomy places the organism in Eukaryota, Metazoa, Chordata, Ceratodontiformes, Protopteridae. Gene Ontology annotation, cellular component: cytoplasm. Bases 1258 to 2181 code for a protein of 307 amino acids. The transcript is spliced from 2 exons. The record is from RefSeq and is a predicted model, not a curated record. Gene Ontology annotation, molecular function: sn-glycerol 3-phosphatase activity.